AUGGAACAUAUUCGUGAAAUAGAAGCCAUUGUUUGGAUCUAUGUUUUCUGUGAAAAUGAGACAUUACAUAGCUCAUGGGCUAGCAAACACAGCAAAAUUAGAGGUGUCUUUGUUGAAAAAGAAAGACUGUUUUCAAGCUUAUUGCCCGAUCUAGCCACUUUUUCCAUUCAUUUUACUCCAAUAAGUAUUUUUCAAUCGGAUGAAAAUCAAAAAUCUAUUCAUGAUCUAAGUGAAGAAACUGCAUCGUUUAUGUGGUCACAGUUACUCGUGCGCAUUAUUCUUACAAUGUGUGAUAAUCGUGAUGAUCGAGCUAAAAAAGAUUUAAUAGAUGUUUGUCGCACACGCUAUAAGGAUGAUAUGUAUGAACAAAAUCGUAUAACAGAAUUCGAGCAAACGUACACUACCGGUCAAGCAAUCCAAUGGUAUACAGCAAAUAAUUUUCUAUAUCGAUGCUUGAAUCGCGCUUUUCAAACUAUGGAUAUUGAUAUCAUCUAUCGAUUUCGAUUUAUCAUUGCUGAGCUUCAUGAACAAUUGACUAGUUUACCGCGUCCAUCUUCAUCCAAACUUGUAGUAUAUCGAGGUCAAAUUAUUAGUACGAAAGAAAUGAAAAUUAUUGAAGCAAAUAAAAACAAAAGUUUCAUCUCAAUGAAUACAUUUUUAUCAACAUCAGAAGAUGCUACACUUGCAGCGGGAUUUGCAUCAAUAAAUAUGAAUGUACCUACAGGUCUCAAAUCAGUACUUUUCCGCAUGACAAUCGGUCAGACACGACAGCCAUUUGCCAAUAUUGACGCAUUAAGUGCAAUGCCAAAAGAAAAGGAAAUUCUUCUUUCGAGUGGUACUGUUUUUCGAAUUGACGAAGUGGAAGACUGUGGUGUCGGCUAUGUUGUAAAUUUGACAUCGACUACAGAAAUUGAAGAACGUUUUGAUGCUUUAGUACAACAUUAUCUAAGUGAGAUAGGCACAAAGCCAACAUUGGCUACUCUUGGCAGAUUUCUAAUGAUGCAAGGUGAUUACAAUCGAGCACAACGAUAUUUUCAAUUUCUUAUUGAUGAAAAUGUGUCUGAACUCGAUUAUGAUGGGCGUAUUAUUUGUUUCACUUGUCUUGGUCACAUCCAUGGCGAAAAAGGGGAAUAUGAACAAGCACUUGACUACUAUCAGCGAGUAUUGACGCUUCAACAAAGUACUCGUCCUAACGAUUAUAUAGACUUUUCCACGACCUACAACAACAUCGGUGUCAUACAAAUGGAACAGGGCCAAUAUAUAGAAGCUAUCGAAAGCCUUCAACAUUCACUUGAUAUCGAUCUUUCACAUCAAAAUACUCAUCAGUUAAUUAUAGCAGCGACAUACAACAACAUGGCUCUAGUAUAUGCCGAAAUGCAAGAUCAUUCAAAAGCAAUGGAAUGUAGUGAAAAAUCGUUAAAAAUAGACCUAGCUUAUAACCGCGAUACUAUGAAACAUCCUUUAACUGCUGUCAAGUAUCAUAAUUUGGGCUCAUGGUACGAAGAAAAGAACCAACAUGAGAAUGCCAUUAACUAUUAUGAAAAAGCAUUAACAAUUCAAAAAGCAUCGCUCCCGCCGGAUCAUUCAUCAAGAAUAAUGACUGAGAGUUGCUUAGCCAUUGCCUAUUUUCAAUCAGGAAAGCAUCAGUUAGGCUUAGAGAAAUGUUUGAAAGUACUUGAUACGAAACUACGCGAACGCCCUCUCAAUUUUCCAUCAUUAGCCAAAUCUUACAUAAAUUUAGGAGGUAUGUACGAAGAAUUAGGUGACUUGAUCAAAGCUGAAGAAAAUCUGAAAAAAUCUUUGCACAUUUGUAAACGCCAUCUAGCCAACCAUCAUACGGACACAGCAACAGCUUAUCGAAUUUUAGGUGAUGUUUAUGAUGGAAUGGGCAAGACAAAGAAAGCGCUAAAUAAUUAUCAAUUAAGUCUCAAAGUUUUCGAAAGACAGAUACCACCCGACUCGGCGGUUAUGGCGAAAGUUUAUGGUAGAAUGAGUGCAGUCGAACAGAACCAGAUGAAAGUUAUCGAAUAUGCCAAGAAAGGAGUGACUAUAUUGCUUGAUGCAGAUAAAAUUGAUAAUGAAGCAUUAGCCUUUGCUUACAAUGCUCUUGGUACUGCAUUAAUGAAAGCCGACCAAUUAGAAGAAGCCCUUGUAAACUACGCAAAAGCCUUACAGCUAGGACGUGAACUGGUUUAUGGAGAUGGAAAUCAUCUAUCGCUCAGUACUUACUACCAUAAUCUUGGUUCUAUUCUUAGUCAACAGGGACAAGUAGAAAAAGCACUUGAAUACCAGCAAAAAGCAUUGGAGAUGUUUAUUGAAAAAAUGAAAGAUACUCUACACCCUGAAGUAGCUCGAAUGUACAAUAAUUUGGCUUGUUCGUAUCAUAGACUGCAUAGUUAUGAGUUAGCAUUGGAGUUUUUUCAAAAAGCUGUCGAUAGUUUUAAGCAACCAAAUGCUAAAAAUGUACGUCUGCUUGCUGAAACUUAUAUACAUAUUGGAUCAGUCUACGAAGAUUUAGUCGACUGGGAAAAAGAAGUAGAGUACUAUAAAAUGGCACUGGACUUACAAUUAACAGAACUUGAAUCUAAUGAUAUUGAUUUAGUUUUUACUUAUUCACUUCUUGCUUCUGUUUACGAAAAUCGUGAAGAUUAUUCAACAGCUCUAACAUAUCUUAUGCCUAUGUUGAAUAUUCAAACGAAAUUUCUAUCAAAAAAUGAUCAUGAACUUUAUGACUCCCAUGAUCAAAUAGGAACAUGCUAUGGUCUGAACAAAGAUUAUCAAGCAGCACUGAAACAUUUCAAGAAAGCACUUAAAAUCCAGCGCCAUCGAAAGAAACCAUUGGCAUCGAUUUGCCAAUCAGUAGGUGACACCUACAAACACCUUAAGAAGCAAAAAUCAGCAUCGAAAUACUAUCGACUGGGUAUCCAUAGUCUUGAUAAAAAAGAUGAAGCUCACCGAACUGUUGAUGAACACGUAGAUCUGUGCCAGUUAUACAGAAAACUCGGCAUUGUUGAAUGCCAAAUGAAUCACUUUACUGAAGCCAUGGCAAAUCUACAACAAUCAUUGAAUAUAUAUGAGAAAUUUCUAACGAAUGGCAAUCAAUAUGAUGAAAUUGUGCAAGAUAUACUAGAGUCAACAGCUAAAGUUCAUGAAACAACAGAAAAUAUGUCUCUGACUGAAGAAUAUCGAAAAAGGAAAACAAUUACUGAAAAUACAUGA
Rotaria socialis is the source of this 3219-nucleotide messenger RNA. NCBI's taxonomy places the organism in Eukaryota, Metazoa, Rotifera, Eurotatoria, Philodinida, Philodinidae. The record is from the annotation of a GenBank genome assembly.